Porites evermanni is the source of this 9478-nucleotide messenger RNA. Lineage: Eukaryota; Metazoa; Cnidaria; Anthozoa; Scleractinia; Poritidae. The record is from the annotation of a GenBank genome assembly.
AUGGCUUCUUCCGAUACAGAUGUUCCUGAUUACAUGCGAGACAGAGGGAAGUGGUAUGGAGAUGCUGCCGAUUACUGGAAAGUAAGAAAUGAGUCUCUUUCUGUCAGAUUCCUUUAUUGAUGAGCAUUUUUAUAUCAUGCUUUAUAUUUAAGCGUACUGGCUUCCAUCUUUUGUGUAGAAAUCGAGGGAUCAGCCAGUGUCAUCGUGGCAUUUUACCUCCUCGUGUUGAAGGAACUGUGUCACGAAAUUUAUCAAAAUAUAUUAAUGGGAAUUGCCGCCAAUUCAAAUUGGAUGAAAAAUUAAAUAAAAGUAAGCUGAACUGCUCAAAACGUUAAAAUAAGGUAUAAUACAGUAAGCUUAAAUUCAGAAGGAUGUACUUAUGGUCAAACUUGACGGAGGUUGAAACGGAUUUACAAUAAACAUUUUCACCGUUUUCGACACCAUUUUGACGAGUAGGCAAACGUGUGAGAAAUAUUACAAAUAUUUUGUAUGAAAAUCUAAUGAGGAAUAAUUUCCGUCAAACGGCUGUUCUGAAAAAAAAUAUGACUUGUAAACUAACGCAACAAAACAAAGGAUUGUACUAAAAAAUUUGGGGGGCGUACCAUUGCUUAAAUUUCUGCCACGGCUUGCUUUAGAUUUUCCAUAUAUUUGUCUGUAAUUUUUCCCAGGACUUUCUUACAGACAAAUGUAUAGAAAAUUUAAAAAAGUGGUUCUAGGUCUUCUACCACAUUUAACGCCCUUAAUUUUUUUCAGUAGAAUCCUUAGGAGUGAAGCUUUAGUUGACGAUUCCUAUUUUUUUCAGAACAGCUGUUUUACGGAAAUUAUUUGACAUUAGAUUUUCAUACAAACACUGUAAUUUCUCACGUGUUUGCCUACUUGUCAAGAUGACAUCAAAAACCGUGACAAGGUCUAUUGUGGUUUUGAAAACUUGUUAGCCUGAAAUCACAAUUGACAUGUGAAUAUCAUAUUCACCUUCUAACAGUGUUACCUUAUUUACAAAGCUGUGAUCUAGUUCUGUAGAAAUAUUUUUCAAAUUAUAUCUCAUAAAUAUCAGAAAGUUCCAGCGACAGUUGAUGGAAUGCUAGGUGGAUAUGCUCGUAUUUCACCGACAGACAUUAGGGAUUCAAAGAAGUUCUUAAAGCCCUUUUUAGAGGUAUGUAUACUAUUAUGUAUAAAGUACCUAUGCCAUGAAUAUUUUGCAAGUUGUAAUUGAAGGUGAACUGGGAUUUCUUCUGGCAGAUACUUAGAACAGGCAUAGGUGUGAGUCAAUUCAUUUUAAAAUUGAGCCUGGUUGUACAUGUACACGUACAUGUAAUAUUCAUUGUUUUGAUUAAACACUGCUAGUUAUCAUUCUCUGCCACUUAUAAGCUCAUCAGGCCCAACUACCUGUAAACAAAAAAACACUUCUCAUGGAUUAUAAGCCCCCCUCUAGCUUGUAUUGAAAUGAACUUGAUUAGAAAUGUAAAACUUCAAAGUGUCUAACUUCUCCUUAUCUGUUUAGAACCAUGCUGGGUUUUUUUGAGCUGUCCAGUCAGAAGCACUGAAUUUUUUUGCCCAAAUAUGGAAUCAUAGAACUGAAGGUUUCUCCAUCAAAAAAGUUACUAAUGAUGAAUUCUUUAAGUCAUUAACAGUUCUACAAGUACAUCCACAACUCAAAAGUGCACAAAGCCGUUUAAAUCGUUAAAUAACAUAAUCAACAGACAAAAAACCUUUAUUGCUGCGGAGCGACCAAAGGGAGCGAGCAGCAACAUAAUCAGGAUUUAAAGGAAAUAUAUAUAAGGGGCGACGAAUUCUCGAAUUCAUCACUUUUUACCACAAUGCAUUGCAUUUAACCACACUUUUUACCACAAUACAUUGCAUUUCACCAGAGUGCAUUGCGCCACGAACAACUCAAAUGAAAACACGGGGAAGUUCGGUUGGUGAGAGAGUGCAUCGUUCGCUGCUCAGACUUAGAGUUUUCUUUGUGGAAAAUUUUCUACAGCACGGUUAGAGGUCUUACCAAAUUUUAAGACAUGCAGGAGUCUUUCAGAUGAGUACGAUGGUUAACUUGGGGAUUGGAUUUCAAUUCAAGAGCCUUUGACUCAUCCAGGUGUUAAACCUGACGAGAAGAUGAGCAUUUGCUCUUCGACUCCGCAACACCGGGGAUAUACAAAUUCUAGCUUGCUAGAAGGUGAUGUUAAAGUGAGAAAAUGUCAUGCAAUGCUAUUCUUAAGAAACUGUAUGAGCCGAAAAUGGAUGUGAUUUUGACCAUUCGCUUCAAAAUAACAGCAGAAAUCGAGAUAACAAAACAUAUGUUUUGUGUCCUACUUUGCAGACGAGAACGUGUAUCGGCGUUUUGAAAAGCAUAAUUAUGUUCUUUCAUUCAUUUAUUGCCAUGGAAUAUGCGUUUACAUUGUUUUUUCACUGUUAAUAGCUCGGUUAAUGCGGCUAGCGAUCAUCUUGCCGGCGGAAGUUUCAUGGAAAAGGAAUAAAACGAAAGACUUUUCCUAACGAUUUUGCAAUCAGCCUCUGUGGUGUAGUGGUUAGGUGUAGUCGCAUCGAGUCGAAGGUGCUGGGUUCGAGUCGUACCGGAUUAUUAUUUCCUACUUUCUUUCUUUUUUCCGUUUUUUGUGUUGUUGUUUUCUAUAAAUAUAUAGCUAAAUAACUGUUACUUAAUAAAGUGUAACAAACAGCAAGAAAAGUAUUGUGUUUCCAGAGAAAAUAUCGUGCACCGCAUAUUAAAUAUAUGGAUAAACAAUCUGAAUUUCUAUUAUUUCCUACAAUUUACUGUGGGAAAACCAGAGUUGAUAACCACUUGAUCAUUUUCUAAACAACGUUCCCACAAGUUCUUUCUACAGACUGAUAGUAAUAAUUAUUCUAGUACUUUCCAACAUGUAAAUAGGACAUUCAAUGUCAUUUUUGAUUCUUUUAUUAAGUCUCACUGCCUAACUAAUGCCAGUAUCAACAGAAUGUGCCGCAGCAUUACUAUCUUUUAGAUACCCUAGUAUUUACAGGUAGUGGGGCCAACGCUAGUGUUGUCAUUUGUGCGCGCUAAGCUGCACUGUUGCGUGUAUGAAUAAUUUUCCUUGUGGAUACUUUCCGUAAAAAGUAGUAGUUUUCCUUUCCAGUGUUCAUUGCAAAACAUGCUAUAUGCUUCUCUGAACGGACUUUGUGCAAUGCUCUUAACAUUAAGAUAGCAAGCUUUGGAAACACAUAAAAAAAAAAGGUUGUGUGAUGUUGACGCAUACUCUUUUGAGCACCCACUAUUGGCUUUCAUCACCAAGUUAUGACGGACCCAUAGGAUGUUUAUCAUGAUUAGUUGACCUUAUUUUGUCCAGAAUAAGCCAACCAUGGCCAUUUUGAUUUCCAAGUUUGGUCUAAUUUUACUUGGUAAAACUGUAAUUUCUCUUUGUAGUUCUUCGUUAACAUCAUGAUACAAAGUUUUCAUAACACUAGCGGACAGGCUCGCAUAUCAGUGAUUCCAUAUUAGGAAGUAAAUUUUGAUUGGUUUUUCAAGAAACCCCAGCCUUGGAACAGAGUUAUAAGCUUUAGGGUUAAAUGCUUCUGAUUUGAGUAAUUAUGAAGUUUUGAAGCUUACUGGUAAUCAAAAACUAGUAAAUGCAAAACAUAUUUUGAUCAGCACUGCUGUAGCUUGUUUUGAAACAUUUUUUCUUCUAUUCCUUUUAUAAGCUUUUGGAUAUAAGUCAUCAUAUUAAAAACCACUCACAAAGAUGUAUAAGCCCAAGACUUAUAAAUGGCAGUUUUUCUCUACGUGCACUAUCUACAUACAUGUAAGAUGAUUGAAAGCAUGUACAUCAACCUAUUGGAAUGUAAGAUUUGCAAUAGUAGAGCAAAAAAUGUCACAGUACAAAUGUAAGUUGUUGUUAUUAACUUUUACGUAGCUGCCAGAUAUACAGGAUGAGAAGCCUGCAAAACUCAGACGUGUUGAGUCAUCCUCACCUGUCAAAAACUCCACUUUUGAAAAAAUUAAACCAUCUGUCGCACUUGGUAAGUAACGACAAGCCAUACACAGCCAGCCAUACACUGUAAUGGGGCAUGGUAUUUUUUCUAGGGGCCAGCUGGCCACAGUGAAAUCCCCUGGAUUCCCCAGACACCCACCAUCUGUCGCACUUGAUGAGUCACGGCCAGCCAUGUGAAGCUAGCCAUGGGGUGUGGUAUUCUAUCUGCCCAUUAGGGGCUGGUUGGCCACAGUGAAAUCCCCUGGAUUCCCCAGACACCCACCAUCUGUCGCACUUGACGAGUCGUGGCUAACGUCCGGUGACCUCUGACUAUUUUUAAUUCAGUCUCUUUCAGAAUAUUCUCCUGUAACAUUACACCUUUCUUCUGCCACUGGAAUUCAUAAUGAAAACCCUGACUUGAACAAGUGCUUAAUUGUGAAGUGAAGUUUUCUUUAUCAUUAGUCAGAUCUUAUUUAAUCUCGUCUGCAGCCAAAAGAUUCAAUUGCAGGAGAAUUUUUAGGACUUCCUUACAGUGUAUGUUCUCAGUGAUAUGAAUUACUGCACAUUUAAAUUUGCUGUUGGCAAAAACUUGGUUCCUGCUUUUGACGAGGUUUCUCGUGAUCACUUAUUUAACAACCUUAAGUCUUGAGAAGGAAGUUUUUUGCUUUGAAAAAGUUUAAGAAAAGUAUUGAACAGACCUCUCCCACAUUCCUGUGAGCAAGGGCACCAACUUGAGGGUUGGGUGGACAAAGUACAGUGAUUCGUAUAAAAUUACAUGUAUCCACCUCAUUUCUAAAUAAUUAUGUGUGCUCCAGGGGCGGAUUUAGGGGGAGGGUGCAGGGGGUGCGCACCCCCCCCCCACCCCCCUUGGAUGACCUGCGGUUUUCUAAUACAACUGGUAUUCAGCAAAAAAAAAACUAUGUGGUUUAUUGGUGUUGAAGUAGAGCAAGAGACGAGUGCACCCCCUCCUAAAAAAAAUCCUGGAUCCGCCCCUGUGCUCACUGGAGCAGAAUGUGGGAAAGGUCUAUUUCAUAUUCAAAAGUUCGUAAGGAACCCUGGAAGUUGUACAUUGUUGCAUGUACAUGUAUGCAGAACAUUAUUUGUAUGUCUAGUAUGUAUUGCAAAAACGUUUCUCUUUCAAUUUGUUUAGACUGUGGGGCUGGUAUUGGUCGUGUGACAAAAAACUUGCUGUUGCCAUUAUUUGACACAGUGGAUAUGGUGGAGCAGAACCCUGAUUUUUUGGAAAAAGCAAAAGAUUAUCUAGUAAGUUAGCAGGUCAGCUUUAGAUCUGUAACUCAUCUGUCAUGCCAUCAGUCAUAGGUGGAAAUACAAAAUUAAUUAAUGUGAUCUUGACAUCUCGGAAGUCUUGGAGUGAUAAGACAUUUUUAGCUUUUUCUCACAAUUCCUGGGAUUUUUCUAACAUGGGACUUGGCAUUUCCUGCAAGACUUACAUUUUGUUAUUGGCCUCCCUUAUGAGUUCAUUUCAUCUAUGUUUUCCUUUUAUCUAUGUUUUCCUUUUUUAUUUUUCGGUUUAUUUUUUCAACAACAAAAUUAGUCAAGAAUAUUAUCAAUAAAGUAUUCCGUGAGCCUAUGUUGGAUACAAGUCAGCCAUAACAACUUAUACUCUAAGUUUGAUCUACAUAGUACUCAUUACUGUCAUUACUCCCAUUGCCAACACAUCUGUUAAUGACCACAUCACCAGCUCUAGUUGUGCCGAGACACCCACAACUAGAAACUGCAGGGUGUUUAUUAGGCAUCAGAAAUAGGAGAAUUCUCCGUUUACUACGCAGAUUUCUUCGGCUUACAUUCGGUAGCCUACAGCUUUAUGGCUAUUUUUUAUUCAGACAUGGUGCCUUUUUCAGAAUAUUCUACACCUUUCUCCCGCUACUAGAAUUCUUGAUGAAAACCCUGAAGCUGAGCCCGGUAUACAUUGCUUUUUUGUUAUAUAUUUUUAGGGAGAAAAAAAGGAUAGAAUAGGACACUUUUAUUCAACUGGACUGCAGGUAAAGUAGUUAGUUCUAAUUUUUACAAUCUUAUUUAAUUCUGAUCAUCUUUGCACAUGUACAGAGUAAAUGUACAUGUAGCACAAAGUUUGUUUAAGGAUGAUGUUCUUAAGAUUAUGCACCCGUACCUUAUAGUUAUUAUUACAAUAAUUAUUAUUAUCAUAUGUAAUAAUUUUUGUAUUGUCUUGAGAAUUCUCAGGGCUAUGCUCUAACAACACCUGGUAUCCCCUGGUGACUUAAACUUUUACUUUAUUAAAUUUCGGAACUUCAACAAGAUUCGAACCCAUGGCCUCUGGAAUAUGUAUAAGAUGUAUGAUGUAUGAAAGCACCUUGAUUUAUUAAUAAACAAUGAAUGUGACCAGGAUGUGUGAAGUCUCUCUGUGUGCUAUUAGCCCAAAACAGGCCUGGUGUAGAGGUAAAUUAGUGAGGGAAUGGCCCCACCCCAGGAAGUGCUAAGUUCUUUGAAACAUCAUUCCCUCAUUUUAAGAACUAUUUUAUCCAAAUCGGCUGUUGUUAUCUUUAUAAUAGACAACAAUUUAAAACGUUUGAUCCCAUUAAUUUUACUCUGUCUUCAGGGUUCUCUUUCCAAAAUGCGUGGCCCAUAAAAAUAGAAGGUGUAUAUACUUUAUUACUUUCCAUGUAUCCAUUCAUUUCCUUGAUCGGAUUGGAUCACAACUUGUGUAUUUUUUAAAACUUAUUUUAUUUUAGUAAUUUUUCAAGCAGUUGCAGGUGGUAAGAAGUGUUGUCUCAGCCAGUAAAUUUAACCGGUUACCGUCUGAUAAGGAGAACAAUGGUGUUUUGCUGUUCGUGCUUUGUUUUUAGACAGUGGUUCAGCUAUUUUCUCUAGCUCUAUUUAAACAAUGAUGCUUCCAUGCCUUCUACUGUCCCUUUUUUGAACAGUUUUUAUCUGUAGAUGUAAUCCCUCUUUGAGGAUAAUACCUGCCCACAUUUCCAAAUAUGGUCAACAGUUUUAAGUCAUGAAAAUUAGCCAACCAGAAAUGGCGAAAUUAUUUUGAAUGAAUAAUUUUGUGAUCAUUUAUUUUAAACUUUAUGUUUGUGUUAAUGUAGGAUUUUAAGCCUGAGGGAGGGAGGUACAGUGUCAUUUGGACCCAGUGGGUUUUAGGACACUUGACAGAUGGUGAGUCAUUUUUUUGAUAAUUUUAAUUCUUAACAUAAUAGAGUUCUAAAGUGGUGUUGUCAUAAAAAUUACAUUUGUGAAAUUAUGGGAUUUGUCAAGAUAUUCUGAAAGAACAACGUCCAUGAUGCCUACGUGCCAAAAAUUAGCAUUUCGGGGCAAAUUGUCUCUGAGGUAUUAGCCUAGUUAUGCUGUGAUGACUCCAUACAAAUCCUUCUAAAUUUGACUUGGGUGGAAACGUUUAGACCCAAGCACUUUGAUGGAGUCAUCAAAUAACUGGGGUAAUAUCUCAGAAACAAUUUGCCCCACAAAUGUGCUAAGUUUUGGCAAUUAGACAUCUUGGACGUUGUUCUUUCAGAAUAUCUUGACAAAUCCCAUAAUUUCACAAAUUUAAUAUUAUUUUUUGUGACAUCACACUUUAGUACUCUAUAAACACAUGCAUGAAGAAUAACACUGAUACACUCUCACUGCAUUCAACAUAGGAGAAUGCAAUUUCCAACCUUGGGCAUUGUGUGGUUGUUGGGGAUCCUGUGGUAUUUAGUGCUGACCUGUAAGAAGUUUGCAUUUUUGUUUGCCUUUUCAGCACUAUAUAUAUUUUUUUAUUCAGUGAGAUGCAAAUGAGCAUGAGGUGUUUUUCUGCACUCCUGUACCCAUGUAUGUGUCCCAGACCCCAGAUUGCACUAGAAACCAUACCCCAUUCUGUCACACAGGUAAAAUCUAUACACAAUUUUAGACCAAAAGAAUUGAAAAACCAUACUCUCUCACACUGCAGUGUAUAAAUGCUUCAUCCAGUUUAUCAGGUGGUUUAUAUAUUAGUGACGUACCCUCUCCCCCAGGGGAUUCUGCCUCAAUUCCCUCCACUUGCAUAGAAAUUAAAGAAUUUUUCUACUCAACAAGCAACACUAUAGGGAAACAGUGCAAGGGAAAUGGCUUGGAAUGAUCCAACAAUUUUGUUACUGAGUUUGUGAGAAUUGUGACUGUGUUCCUUGUCCUCUUACUAACUUACUACACUCGGUAUGGAAUCAAAGUCAGCAGUUACUGGCACCUUGCAAAUGACUUCCUGCAUUUACAAACCCAAGCAAAACUGACAAUGAUAGAAUGACUAUAAAACCAACAAUUUAACUUAUAAUAAAACAACUGUCAUAACUGUGACACAAGUUGGAUUGAAAUAAACCAAUCAAUUCAAAUUUACACUCUCAUAGCCACUAACGUCACAGCUUAACUGUCAGACGACCAAUAACAUCGGAACUUCAUGAACCAAUCAGGUCAACAACCAGAGUUAAAUAACUAUCAACUGACCCGAUACAAAGCACUUUGACUCUGAAGAUGACUACUGCACAAGUUGUCAGAACCUUAGCUACUGUCAACAACAUUCCUAUUGAGGACUGCACUCAGCUGGACAAUUAUUAUAGUCCACCUAUUUAUGUAAUUGUUCUUUUCUGAACAGGCGACUUUGUAGACUUUUUCAUGCGUUGCCAAUCUGGGCUGUCACCUGGUGGUUUGAUAUGUGUCAAAGAAAACAUCACAAAGAGUGGAGUAGAUCUGGACUCAGAGGACAGUAGUGUCACAAGGUCUGGUGAACUUUUGUGUACUAAGUUAUGUUAAGUAACUGUCCAAAAUUAAAUUUUGUGAAAAACGACAGGUAUUAUUUUAAAAAUCAUGGUUAAUGGUAGGUUGCAUUGCAGGUACUUUAUGAGCAAGUAAGGUAAACAGGGCAUUGCAUGAAGCACAAGAUGAGCACAAAGAGUGAUGCCCGAAUUGCAAAGUGCCUUUCGGGCAGGCUAAGUAAAAUACAAAAAAGUGCUCAGAAUAAGGGGUUACAUUUGACUCAACUGAUUAUGCCACACAUUAGUUUAUUAUAUUUAUAGUCUUAAGUUAGGAAAAGAGCUCAUGGGGAUGAGACCCCAUGGUUUAAACUUGAGCUUCCUCACAAUAAAUACCUAAUUCUCAUACAUGUAUAUGCACAUAAUUAUGCGAUGUAUGAAAAAAAAAAGGUAUUUUCUGGCAAAAUAGAUAAACUGAAACUGAAGUUGGAGUUAUGUCUUAGUUUCAGCAACAANAGGUCAACAACCAGAGUUAAAUAACUAUCAACUGACCCGAUACAAAGCACUUUGACUCUGAAGAUGACUACUGCACAAGUUGUCAGAACCUUAGCUACUGUCAACAACAUUCCUAUUGAGGACUGCACUCAGCUGGACAAUUAUUAUAGUCCACCUAUUUAUGUAAUUGUUCUUUUCUGAACAGGCGACUUUGUAGACUUUUUCAUGCGUUGCCAAUCUGGGCUGUCACCUGGUGGUUUGAUAUGUGUCAAAGAAAACAUCACAAAGAGUGGAGUAGAUCUGGACUCAGAGGACAGUAGUGUCACAAGGUCUGGUGAACUUUUGUGUACUAAGUUAUGUUAA